GCCCGGGUACGCUCAGCGAGGACCGCGACGCUCUCGCUCUUUCAUCCGUUUUGCCGCUCCUUCUCGCCAUUCCUUUCUUUCUUUCCCUGACCCAAGAUGGUUGCAGCCGGGCUGCUUGCUUUCUCUUUCAUUGCCCUCGCGCUGGGCGCGCCGACCUGGGACGCGCUUCAUGUUCACGAUGCGCGUUCAACUGCGCCAGCAGGUUACAAGGCGAGCGGCGCUCCCGAUCCGAACGAAGUGCUGAACUUGCGCAUCGCGCUCAAGAAGGACAACACACCGCUGGUGCAGAAGCUCUUGGAUGUUAGUACGCCAGGCAGCAAGAACUACCGCAAGUUCCUCACUAAAGCUCAGGUCGCGGCGCUCACCGCACCUAGCGAUGGUGGCGUAAAGGCGAUCAAUGCAUGGCUACAAAAGAAUGGCGUGAAGGCAACUCCCGGCGCAACGAAUCAGUGGUUGAAUAUCGAGUUGCCUGUGUCCAAGGCGAACGCUCUGCUUGACGCGGACUUCACGGUGUACAAAAACCCAACCACGGGGGUCACCGCAAUCCGCACACUCGCGUACUCAGUUCCGGCCAGCGUGCAGCCAUAUCUGGACUUCAUCUACCCAGCUACUGCGUUCCCAGUACAGGCGAAGAAGGGCAUUUCAAGCGUGCACGUCUCCGGCACGUUCCACAAUUCUACGCAUGUCGCGCGGGCGGAUGCCUCUUGCGCCACUGCCAUUACACCAACGUGUCUCCAGCAAUUCUACAAUGUCCCGACCGACCCUGCGACGCAGACUUCGAGCACGAUGGCCGUCAGCAGCUUCGUGAAUUCAUUCGCGGCCACCAGCGAUCUGUCGGGGUUCCUCACGCAGUUCCGCCCCGACAUUCCAAGCAGCACUUCGUUCAGCGUCACGUCUGUAGACGGCGGUUCGAACGACGAAACCCAGCCUAGCACUGAAGGAAGCUUGGACAUCCAGUACACCGUGGGCAUUGCGACUGACGUGCCGACCACCUUUUUCACUGUCGGCACCCAGAAUGAUGGCGAUGUGACCGGUUUCCUGGAUCUCGUCAACAACCUCAUCGCCCUGGACAGCCCGCCGUCCGUCUUCACGACUAGUUUCGGUUUCCCCGAAGAGCUGGUUGACCCGGGUUUAGCCAACAAUAUCUGCAACGCGUAUGCCCAACUUGGUGCGCGCGGGACGUCUAUCUUCUUUUCUUCCGGAGACAGCGGCGUAGACGAUGGCCAGGGCGGCAGCUGUACGACCUUCCGCCCCACCUUCCCUUCGGGCUGCCCCUUCGUCACCGUCGUCGGUGCCACCCAAGGAGUCCCGCCCGAGUCCGCGGCCGACUUCUCCUCCGGCGGCUUCUCCAACGUCUUCGCGGUGCCCGACUAUCAGAGCGGCGCGGUCUCGGGCUACCUGGGCAAGCUCGGGUCCACCAACGCGGGCCUCUUCAACACAAGCGGCCGCGGCUACCCCGACAUCUCCGCUGCGGGCGUCAGCUACCAGGUGAACAUCGGCGGCACCGUCACGGACGUGUCGGGCACUAGCGCGAGCACCCCGUUCGUUGCGAGCACGGUCGCGCUCCUGAACGACAGGCUCGUCGCAGCGGGCAAGGCCCCGAUGGGCUUCCUCAACCCGUUCUUGUAUUCCACUGGCGCGAGCGCGUUCACGGACAUCACUACCGGUAACAACCCCGGAUGUGGCACCGAUGGGUUCCCUGCCAACGAAGGAUGGGAUCCUGUCACCGGUCUGGGCACGCCCGACUUCAACAAGCUCUUGACCGCUGCGGGCCUCUGAUCAUAUCCCGAGGCUUCUGUUGAUUUUUUCCCUUAUCUAUUUCUGCAUCUGUAUCUCGGAUCUUGCGGACAGCUGUAUCGGUACUCAAUAUCAAACGGGCGGAAAUGCGUCGGCUCCGAUCAGGCAAAUUCGUCGAACCCUCAGCGACGAGAAUCAAGCACAGUGAGGGUCGUCGAUAAGACGCGGCAGCUAUUCGCAGUUUCAUUCACUACAUCGCGCGAGCCUCAGUGCGACGUUGGUGGCCUCAAUUGACGAUCUCGAGGUAAUCACCACCUUGAAGUCAUGCAUUGCUCCGGAGCUGUCCACUGCUACAGCCCCGGUGCCUUGCCAUUCCAGCCAUUCCCCUCCUCGGACGCCGAAAGAGGACGCUGAGUAGAGCGAAACGGUUUACCCCUACAUAACUUGCAUAUGUCAUGAUUUCCGUAGCCGAUGACAGGGGCCGUGAGCAUGCGGCUGUGCACGUUGAUCUAGCGAUUUUCCCGACUCCGCGUCUUGGACGACUUGGGGACUUGUCAGAUAUGUACGCUUCACCAUCGGACGCGACUCUGUGCUACCUCACCACAUAGGGGCUUCAAGAGAGCUCAGUCUAGUACCUUCCGCCUAUAUAAGAGACAUCCACGCGUUCCGAUAGGACAAGAUCUCUAUCGGGGCGCGCCUUUGAUUACCUUUACGACCCAUCCCUGGUUCCUAUGAACCGGGUGGACUGCGCCCGCUGAUAUCUCGAUAGGUAGAUGAGGGCGACAUCAAUGAGCGUACAGCAUGCGCGGAAAAGUUGGCAAAACGGGAGUAAUAAGUACGGCUAUGCCGCCACCGGCCUGCCAAAUGACAGCCACAGCCUGGACGUCCGACGCUACGCGCACGACGUCCAACUGCCGUGGGCCAUGCUCCCUUUAGCCGGUGCGAUCUAGGGUACUUAAGCCAGGACCACGCACAUUCAUGUUGUACUCCAUAUCACAUCACGUCCGCGGACAGCGACGCAUCCGUCUGCUCACCUCCCUUUCUUUUCCUUCUCUCCCGUUCUUCUUUCCCCUUCCGCUUCCUAGGUCACGAUGGUGCCUUCUUCUCUUCUCAAGUUUGCUCCACUCGUGACGGCAGGAGCCGCCCUCGGCCAAAGCUUCAGCUUCAAGGCCCACGGCACCGGGUACAAGUCCGCGUACGGGUCGCUCGCGCCCGACAACGUCGGCGUGUCGACCUCCAACGACCUCCUGUACACCGUCGAGAUCACGCUCGGGGGCCAAAACUUCACCGUCCAGCUCGACACCGGCUCGUCUGACCUGUGGCUGAACACCGCCGGGCGCGCCGUCCAGCUAACGAACGCUACCGAUCUGGCGGCCGAGGAGGCGUACGGGAGCGGCCAGGCCGCGGGCAGCAUCGCGUUCGCCGAGCUGCGAAUCGGAGACUUCACACUCCCCUCGCAGGCGUUCUUGAACGCCACCGCCAUCCAGGACAUGGACCUGUCGGAGAUGGACGGGAUCAUGGGCAUGGCCUUCGACGUCGCGUCCAUCUACGGCAUCGUGCAGAAGGCGUGGGGCACGGCGGCAGCGGACGCGCUCGCGCGCGCGCCCAUGACCGCGCUCUUCGCGCAGGACCCCGCGCUGCCCGACUUCUUCGACGUGCAGCUCGGGCGCACGACAGAGCUCGACGACGUCGCCGACGGCACGUUCCUCAUCUCGGCGCACGCGGCCGGGUUCGAGGACGUCGCGGACGCGCCGCGGCUGCCGCGCGUCGCCCCGGAGCACUGGGGCGUCGUGCUCGACGCGAUGGUCGUCGACGGCGAGAGCUUCGCGUUCAACGCCUCCCGGAUCAAGGGCGUCCCCGCGGGCAAGGUCGUCGCCGUGCUGGACACCGGGUUCUCGUUCCCGCCGUUGCCCGCGCCUGCCGUGGACGCCAUCUAUGGGGGCAUCCCGGGCGCGGUGUAUGAUGAGUCCUCGGCGGCGUGGCUUGUGCCCUGCAACGGCAGCACGAACCUCACCUUCGUCUUCGGGUGCGUCGCUGGCCUGCGUUCGCUGACGUACACCAGACACUGAUUGCGGGCGCGCGUGCGUGUGUCAGUGGCCAGGAGUUCCCCGUGCACCCGUUGGACCUCACCUUCCCCGUCGCGGUGACGCUCCCCGUGAACGGCGUGGACACGAACGUGACGGCGUGCCUGGGCACGUACCAGUACCUCACGCUGGACCCGAGCAGCUUCGUGGGGUUCGACAUCAUCCUCGGCGAUGCGUUCCUGCGCAGCGUGUACGCCUCGUUCAACUACGGCGACUGGGACCCGAUGCAGAACACGGACGGCACGCCGUACGUGCAGAUGCUCGCGACGACGGACCCCGCGACGAUGUGGGACGAGUUCCAGACGGAGCGCGCGGCGACGCUCGCGCAGCUGCCGCCCGCGCUGGACCCCUCGCUGCUCGUGCAGUACGAGCAACAGGCGGCGGCGGCGUCGUCCACGCAGUCCACCGCGGACCCGAGCUCUCCCACGGACAGCUCGUCGGGCGGGACGCAGGGCGAGCACGACGAGCUCGCGAAGCUCGAGGGGGCGGUCUCGAGCGACCCGUCGUCUGGAGACGGCAGCGGGGACAGCUGGGGGAAGAAGUACGAGACGCUCGCGCUGGGGCUGCUGGGGGCGAACCUGCUCGUCGGGGUGGUGCUGCUGGGGGUGACGGUGACGAUGUGUGUGCGGGGGAUGAAGGGCCGGAGUGCGGGGUCGCGGUACACGCCUGUGCGCUUCAAGGACGGCGGGGAGGACUAUGAGCGGGGGGCGAUGGGGCGGUACAGCGAUUGAGCGUUGGUGUGUAGUGUAUAGCAGACAUGCUCAGCUGUGUGUAACUUGACUUAUUCUUCUCGCGAAUCG
This is a messenger RNA of Dichomitus squalens LYAD-421 SS1, 4621 nucleotides long. RefSeq names its product family S53 protease-like protein. The record is from RefSeq and is a predicted model, not a curated record. Lineage: Eukaryota; Fungi; Basidiomycota; Agaricomycetes; Polyporales; Polyporaceae. The transcript has 11 exons. Gene Ontology annotation, molecular function: tripeptidyl-peptidase activity; serine-type endopeptidase activity. Gene Ontology annotation, biological process: proteolysis. The coding region runs from base 97 to 1779 and encodes 560 amino acids.